Aedes albopictus (Asian tiger mosquito) is the source of this 523-nucleotide messenger RNA. RefSeq lists its product as uncharacterized. The coding region runs from base 152 to 478 and encodes 108 amino acids. The record is from RefSeq and is a predicted model, not a curated record. Lineage: Eukaryota; Metazoa; Arthropoda; Insecta; Diptera; Culicidae. The transcript is spliced from 2 exons.
CGCGCGCACGUUUCUGCUGCUCGGAAGGCGCAUCGAACUAUAAAACCACCGGCCCAUCGUCGGCCAGUUAUCAGUUCGGAUCCAGUGCACAUCGAAGCACCACCACUUCUUGUUUGUUUAUCCCACGCAAAUUAGCUGAACGAGCUCAAUCAUGAAGGCGUUCAUUGUUGUACUGCUAGCGAUGGCCAUUGCGUUGGUGGCCAGUUUCCCGGCAGCGGACUUCGCGAACCUAGAGGAUCCGUCGUCCGCCGAGCUGGAAAGGGCAAACCGGGUGGCCAGGAGCAGCGCGUGGGAUGACGACGACCAUGGCACCAUCAAGGAGAUCACCGUCCACAAGACAGUUCACGUUCCCGUUCCAUAUCCGGUCGAGAAGAAGGUCCCGGUUGUGGUGGAAAAGAAGGUCCCCGUGAUCAUCACCAAGACGGCACCGGUGUCGAUUAAGAUUAAGCGCGUUAAAAAACAUAAGCACACUGGCUGAUCUGUAUAGGCUAGGUUAGGAAUAAAUUAUUUGUAGCUACAAAAA